Corapipo altera (White-ruffed manakin) is the source of this 498-nucleotide messenger RNA. RefSeq names its product junctional adhesion molecule A-like. The annotation marks the transcript as partial. Gene Ontology annotation, cellular component: bicellular tight junction. The transcript is spliced from 4 exons. Gene Ontology annotation, biological process: regulation of membrane permeability; intestinal absorption; cell adhesion. The record is from RefSeq and is a predicted model, not a curated record. Lineage: Eukaryota; Metazoa; Chordata; Aves; Passeriformes; Pipridae.
CCAGAGCCGUACCGGAACCGUGUCCGGUUCUCUCCCACCUCGAUCCACUUUGACUCGGUGACUCGGGAGGACUCUGGGAAGUACAUCUGUGAGGUGGUGGGGGACAGCAGCCAGAUCGCCAAGUCCGAGGUCACCCUCACUGUCCAAGUGCCCCCCGGGAAGCCCUCUGCCCACGUUCCCAGCUCAGCCACGGUGGGUUCCCGGGUGGUUCUGCGCUGCUCCGAGGCCCAGGGCUCCCCCCCGCCCACCUUCCGCUGGUACAAGGACGGCUCCGAACUGCCCCAGGACCCCAAAUCCAGCCCCGCCUUCCGAAACUCCUCCUACACCCUCGACCCCAGCUCGGGGGAGCUGAUCUUCGAGCGCGUGGGGGGCUGGGACACGGGGGAUUAUCACUGCGAGGCCUCCAACAACGUGGGAUCCCCCCAAAAAUCCGACGUUUUCCACUUGGAAGCGAGUAAGGCUGGAGCGGCUCCCGCCCGCCGUGGUCUCCCGGGAUAG